Oldenlandia corymbosa var. corymbosa is the source of this 1422-nucleotide messenger RNA. The record is from the annotation of a GenBank genome assembly. NCBI's taxonomy places the organism in Eukaryota, Viridiplantae, Streptophyta, Magnoliopsida, Gentianales, Rubiaceae.
AUGAACAACCUCCCACCUUCACCACCAAGACUGCCAAUAAUUGGAAACCUUCAUCAACUGGGUCCCAUCCCGCAUCGUUCGCUAAAAUCACUAGCUGAUAAGUAUGGUGGAGUGAUGCUGCUUCAGCUAGGCAGUAAACCCACGCUAGUAAUUUCUUCUGCUAACACAGCGGAAGAAAUCAGGAAACGAGACCUCGAUUUCGCGGAUAGGAUUCCUCUAAUUGUUGCUGGAAGAUUGAGCUACAACUUCAAGGAUAUGGCUCUUUCACCCUACGGGGAAUAUUGGAGGCAGCUGAGAUUCCUUUGUGUGUCGCAGCUUCUAAGUAACAAACGGGUUCAAUCAUUCAGAAGCAUACGUGAAGCCGAGAUCGCGACAAUGUUGGGAAACAUAAGGGAAUCUUGUGUAUCAUGUUCAGUCAUAUGUAUCAGUGACAUGUUAGCAACACUCAACAAUAACAUAGUUUCAUUGGGAACCAUAGGAAGGAGGUAUUCCGAAGAGAAAAAAGGAAGUCAAUUUAUGGCUUUAUUUCACGAGUGCUCCAUACUGUGCGCAUGUGUAAAUAUAGCUGAUUUCAUUCCUUGGCUUGGAUGGAUUAAUCACAUUAAUGGGAUGGAGUCAAAGGUGGCUAGGCUUGUCAAAGUAGUCGAUCAAUAUUUGGAAAGUAUUCUUCAAGAAGGGCUCCAAAGAAGGAAAGUAGUGAACACUGAGCAGCAAGGCCACCAAAAUCUCUUGGAUGUCUUGCUUAACCUCCAACAUGAGAAUACCAGUGGUUCGAUUCUUGAUCGGGAUUCAAUUAAAGCUGUCAUACUGAACAUGAUUGUUGGGGGAACAGACACAACAUAUGCACUUCUGGAUUGGGCACUCUCGGAGCUUCUAAAGAAUCCAAGUGCUAUGACUAGGUUACAAAACGAGGUGAGACAAUUCUCGGGUUUCAAAUCAGAUGGCAUUAUCACCGAGGAUGAUUUAGGGAAAUUCCCUUAUCUGAAAGCAGUUAUCAAAGAAACUCUCCGUCUGCAUCCUCCUGCUUCGAUCCUUGUUCGGAAAUCAAGCCAAGCGGUUAAAUUUCUUGGGUAUGAUAUUGAGCAAGGAACUCAAGUCUACAUUAAUACUUGGGCUAUUGGUCGAGACCCACAACAUUGGGAAAACGCUGAUGAAUUUCAACCUGAGAGAUUCUUAAAUAGCAAUGUUGAUUUUAAAGGGCAACAUGCUGAGUUCUUACCUUUUGGUGUUGGUAGAAGAAGUUGUCCUGGUUCUGCUUUUGGCUUAGUCAUAGCUGAACUAGCACUUGCAAAUUUGGUUUGUCACUUCAAUUUUUCUCUACCUAAUGGGAAAAGAUCCGAGGAACUAGAUAUGACAGAUGCUUACGGUCUUGUGACCGUUAGGAAAAAUCCUCUACUUCUUGUUGCAAGUGUUCCAAGUUAA